CACAAAAAUGUAGGCAGCCAACCACGUGGCGGCCUCCGGUGUCGCAUGUGGAUAGCAGAUUCCCGUUCCGAUUUCUUCUCCUUGGUGGACCCCACCGGUUUUCCAAUCACAGAGGAGAUUCCCGACGAAUCUUCCAUUUCCCCUGAUCUUCGCACCCAUAUAAAGUUGUUGUACAGUUUACAGAGCUAACUGAAAGAGAAGAAGUUCAGAUAAUAUGAGAGCUUUGAAUUCGCAAUUUGUUUUGAUUAACGUUCAGAGCUCAUGGAGCUCGGCUAAGCAAAUACCCAUCUCAGCUUUUGCAUACCUGGACAGCUCUCGGGCUGGCUCCUCCGCAUUCUCUGCGGAAUUCCGUCGAAAAUGUGGUGGGCGGAACAGGAACACAAUCUCGUCGUCGAUUCAGUCGCCGGAAAUUAGGAGGCCGAGGGACCGGACCACCCGCGCGAAUUGGUUGAAGUCGAUUUCGACGAGCUCGCCGUCGACGUCGAGUUCUCCGGAUGCGCCCGUCUCGGACAUGGACUUGUUCCUUCAGAUUGUGCCCUCGAGGAUGAGAAAUGAGCUCGUUAGGCAUGAAGAAAUCGGGGAGUUAAUUGAGAUAGUCAUGGAUUUGGGUAGGAAGCCGCUUGCACGGUUUCCGUCGGGAGAUUGGGUGGUUUCGGAUCAGCCUGUGAAGCUUGAGGAUCUACGUCAUGCCAUCUCAAAGGUUGGUGAUUUCUCUGAUGACAACCGUUCGGGUAUUGACAACUCCCUGCAUCGUAUAAGUGCUAUCCGUAACCGUAAAUUGCAAAUCAUUGGCCUUACAUGCCGAGUUGGUCGAGCUGUAUCAGGAAGUGCUGAGAUCAUACGGGACUUGAUUGAAGGAGGAGGUUCCAUAUUAGUUAUAGGGCCUCCAGGAGUUGGCAAGACUACGUUAAUCAGAGAAAUAGCUCGGAUGCUGGCAGAUGACCAAAAGAAACGUGUUGUUAUUGUUGACACAUCGAAUGAGAUUGGGGGUGAUGGAGAUGUUCCUCAUUGUGGAAUUGGUCUUGCAAGAAGGAUGCAGGUUCCAAAUGUGAACAUGCAGCACAAUGUGAUGAUUGAGGCAGUUGAAAAUCAUAUGCCUCAAGCUAUUAUAAUUGACGAAAUUGGAACGGAGCUUGAAGCAUUGGCUGCCAGCACAAUUGCUCAGAGAGGCGUGCAGCUUGUUGGAACUGCUCAUGGAACCACUAUUGAGAGCAUUAUAAAAAAUCCCUCUUUACAGCUUCUUGUUGGUGGCAUAGAGAGUGUUACUCUUGGUGAUGAAGAAGCAAGGAAAAGAAAAGUGCAGAAAACAAUUCUUGAGAGAAAAGGACCGCCUACAUUUACAUGUGCUGUUGAAAUGAUAUCAAGAACUGAGUGCCGUGUUCACCAUAGAUUAGAUGCAACUGUGGAUGCCAUUCUUGCAGGGAAAUCUCCACUCUUUGAAAUCCGCCAGGUGGAAGCUGAGUUGAAUACGUCAAUGAAGUCUUCUUCAUCUACUCGUGAGGACCAUGCUGAUGUAUCUAAGCUAACUACUGACCAUAAAGUAGACAAAGAAGAUAGCAGAAUACUUGAUACAGUUAAUAAAGAUUAUUAUCUGCACUUUGAUAAUGAUAACAAAAAUGUUAAAUUUGAGUCUGAUGAUGAAGACGAAGAUAAUCCCAAGUCCAAGAAAUCUGGUACAAAUGGACCUCUUAGUAAGAGGACCUCCCCUCUGUAUGUAUACACUCACAAGAUUCAAGAAGCUGAUUUAUUAGAAGUGACCACUGCUAUGGGGCUUGAAGAUGAAAUAGACGCAACUGAUGAUAUAGGUGCUGCAGAUGCUAUACUGGCUACUAGUACUGAAAUGAAGCAGAAUCCUUGGAUCCGCAGUGUUGCCAAAUUUCACCAAGUGCCUGUGUUUGUAAUCAAGUCAAAUACAAUGGCACAAAUGGUGAAGGCGGCCCGUAUGAUUCUUGGAAUGGAUUCAUAUAGCUCAAAACAACCACUCAAAAAUGCCUUCGAUAUUGAAAUUGAAGACGAUGCACCAAAAAGAAAACCAACUCUGGAGGAGAUUGAUGCCUUGGAGGAAGUUCGGCUUGCAAUCGAGUACAUAGUGAUACCUGGUGGCGAGCCAGUGGAGCUCCUUCCAAGGCGUUCCGAGAUAGUAGCCCAGCAAGUUAAGCUGGUAGAGAGCUACCAGUUGGCUGUAGAGAAUUCAGGUACUGAACUCAACCCCAGGCUGCAAAUCCUUCCUCAAAAACUAAACAAGGCUUCAGAGAAGCACUCUAAAUCUCAUUCAAGCCGGACUAUAAGUUCCGGCAUCUCAUUCACUACCGGCACCGGAGGCGCUACCGUUGCUCGGCUGCCAUUGUUACCGGAAUAAGUCAAGUCUCUAAUUGUGAGACAAUUCCAUAUUCAAUGACAUGUUUGAAACAGUGUACAGUUGUAUAUGUAAAUGUGUAUGUCUCAUGUAAACUUAACAUUUAUUUGAUGAUCAAGUGUAAAUCAUUCUCUUGUUGUUUUUUUUU
Ipomoea nil (Japanese morning glory) is the source of this 2504-nucleotide messenger RNA. RefSeq lists its product as uncharacterized. Lineage: Eukaryota; Viridiplantae; Streptophyta; Magnoliopsida; Solanales; Convolvulaceae. The record is from RefSeq and is a predicted model, not a curated record. Gene Ontology annotation, molecular function: ATP hydrolysis activity. The coding region runs from base 215 to 2359 and encodes 714 amino acids. The transcript has 9 exons.